CCAGCAACGCAACCACCAACCUCAACCCUGAGGUCAGACACAGCUCCCAGAAUCUUCCUCCAGCCCAGAGCCUCGCUCACUACAGUUCACCAAACCCCCCGAGGGAAAAACCUCCUGACCCUGUCACAGGGACAUCAGGGCAGUUCAAGUCCCAGGUCUUGUUGACGAGGAGCAGCGGUCCGGUUUUCAUGGCUUGAGGUUUUGGUCCUGAUGACCUGCAGCCUUCUGCCAAAGGGAAGUGGCUCCAAGAGUCCACGACCAGGGUGGGACAGGUCGGCCUCAAGCUUACCUGCACGCCUCAGAGUCCUGGAGACAUUCAGGUCCUGCGGACGUUCAGGUCCUGGAGACGUUCAGGUCCUGCAGAGAGGACAGGUUGCGGCCUCGCACCUUGUCUGAUGCGCUGUGGUCCUUGGCUGUAGCAGCAGUGGACUCGAUGACAGUGUAGAAGUUCACCAUCAUUGGCUUUGGUAGGUUGAUCUUCUCAGCGGCAGCAGGAAGUGCUCCCUCUGCUGGAUGUGGGGAGGGAGCCGGUGUUCAGCUCCCUUCAGGUCCUGGGUGAUGAAGGUGCCCAGGAGGCUCAGCAGGGAGAGCUUGUCCUGGAGCAGAUCUGGAUUAUGCUGAUCACAUGUUGCCUGCGGGGGUGUUUAGACCUUGUGCUCUGAUUGACUGAUGUCAUGUGGUGGCAGGAAGACUUUUGAUGGGACAGUCAGCUGCUUCGUGACAGGCUCUGGGAAAAGGAUGGUGGCUUAUCGCAGAGCUGAUGGUCACCUGGUCCACACCGCUCCGGAACCGGAGGAGUGAGUACUCUAAAGCCCUGUACACCUGCUGUGUCACCUGUGGGGUGGGGCGGGAGAGACAGGUGAGGUCAGGUGAGACACGUGAGAUAGGUGAGACAGGUGAGACUGGUGUCUGGUGUUGUCUCUGCAGGGAGGAGGAGCCUCUGUUCAAAGCCAUCCGUGUUGGAGAUGUGAACAGAGUGAAGAUCAUGGCGAUGUGUCCUGGAACGAACCUGAUGCUGCCAAGUGACCCCGGCUGGCUCGCCAUCCACCAGGCGGUGUGGCACGGUCAGGACUCCUGUCUGAGGGUCCUGCUGUCAGCUCAGCCGGGGACCAUCAACAGGCGAACUGAACAUGGUGAGUCAGCACUGCUGCUCGCCGUCAGCAGAGAGGAAGUCACAUGUGUUCAGGUUCUACUGGAGAACCGAGCCGACACGGAGAUCCCCAACUACGACAAGGAGACGCCCCUCUACAAAGCCUGUGAGCGGGACAGUGCGGUGAUGGUGGCGGAGUUGUUGAAUCACGGUGUUGCCGUGAACACUCGUUGUAUUCAGGGUUGUACUGCUCUUCACGAAGCUGUGGUCCGGAACAACGUGGAGAUCUGUGAGAUGUUGCUAAAGGCCGGAGCCAAACACAACCUCACCAACAUGUACGGCAUCUCACCGCUGUUCACCGCGGCUCAGUACGGGCAGGUCGCCACGCUGCGCUUCCUCCUGAAACAUGGUGCAGAUAUCAACAGUCAGGCUGAUGACGGAGCCACUGCUCUGUACGAAGCUGCUAAAAAUGGACAUGAGGAAAUUGUGAGGUUCCUCCUCUCACAAAACGCAGAUGCCAACAAACCUGGGAAGUCCGGAUUAUUACCACUUCACAUCGCGGCUCAGAGAGGAAGUAUCACUAUCGUGUCCAUGUUGAUACCAGCCACCAGUAAGGCCCGAGUCCGGCGGGCCGGCAUCAGCCCGCUCCACGUGGCGGCCGAGCGCGAGCGUGACGACGUGCUGGAGCUGCUGAUCGCGGCGGGCUUCGAUGUGAACGCUCAGCUGUCGGAGGAGCGGUCCCAGCUGUACGAGGACCGCCGCAGCUCCGCCCUCUACUUCUCCGUCAUGAACAACGACAUCAAGGCCGUGAGCCUGCUGCUGGAGGCCGGCGCCGACCCGAACCUGGACCUGCUGAAGCCGCUGAUGGUGGCGGUGAGGCAGAGCUGCGUCCAGGCCACGAUCCUGCUCGUGAAGCACGGAGCUGACAUCAACGCCUGCAUCCCCAUGCACCCCACCACCUUCCCCCCCAUCUACAUGUUCGCCAUGAAGGACCUGCCCAUGUUCAAGUACCUGCUGGACCAGGGAGGCCACGCCCGCUCCUGCUUUGACUGUUGUCUUGGCAGCAAACCUCAUCCACCAAUCAAAACCACUCGGUCAGAGAGGGGCAACUCCUACUUCCUGGAAGAGACACACCUGAGGAGGAGCGUUCAGUUCUGUGAGAUGAUCUCAGCCCCAAGCAUCUCUCGGUGGGCGGGGCCAAUCAUUGACGUCCUACUGGACUACGUUGGUCAGGUGACUCUCUGCUCCAGACUGAUGGAACACCUGGACAGUUACAGCGAGUGGAGCAUCAUCAAAGAAAAAGCAACUUCACCGCGGUCACUGAUGCAGAACUGCCGGCUGCAGAUCCUGCAGCUGGUCGCACGUCCUCGGGUGAAGAAGCUACCGCUGCCUGGAGUUCUGCUCCGGUUCCUGCAACAUGGAGAAGGAUCCAUCGAGGACUGAGGUGUCACUCAUACUGACUUUACCCAGUUUACUCAGUUAACCCAGUUACAUCCAGGUAAACUCAGUUAAACUCAGUUUAGUCAAUGAUAAGAUUGAGUUUGUUGUUUGUUAGAAGAUAAAGAUCAAAUAUGAGAAAUGAAGAAAUGUAGUUUAGCUGCAUCAGCUUAGUGUAAACAGAUAAAACAGAUGUUAUUCAAAUGUGACUAAUUUGUUACUAACCUGUUAUUAACAUGUUGGUAACAUGGUAUUAAUCUGUUAUUAACGUGUGUCAGGAAGGAAACAGCAAGAUAACAUUUGAAAACAAUUUGACUCAUAAUCACAUGAGAACAUUUAUUCACAGUUAAAAUUGAUUGAAAAUGUAGAUUUUAAAAC
Messenger RNA from Platichthys flesus (European flounder), 2905 nucleotides. RefSeq names its product ankyrin repeat and SOCS box protein 2-like. The transcript has 8 exons. Gene Ontology annotation, biological process: ubiquitin-dependent protein catabolic process; protein ubiquitination; intracellular signal transduction. Gene Ontology annotation, cellular component: ubiquitin ligase complex. The coding region runs from base 761 to 2533 and encodes 590 amino acids. NCBI's taxonomy places the organism in Eukaryota, Metazoa, Chordata, Actinopteri, Pleuronectiformes, Pleuronectidae. The record is from RefSeq and is a predicted model, not a curated record. Gene Ontology annotation, molecular function: protein binding.